Molecule: messenger RNA, 1600 nt
Organism: Arabidopsis lyrata subsp. lyrata
Lineage: Eukaryota; Viridiplantae; Streptophyta; Magnoliopsida; Brassicales; Brassicaceae
Product: putative F-box protein At3g20030
Exons: 1
Coding region: 170-1348 (392 amino acids)
Molecular function (GO): protein binding
Source: RefSeq, a predicted model, not a curated record
ACAUAUGAAGCGGUAUACUCGCGAUUCGUGAUCCUGAUGCAUAAUAAUCGUAACCUAACUUAACUUAUUUAUCUCUAUAUAAUAUAUAGUGAAGAGUGGGCAACAGGGCAAGCGUGAUUGUUUGGAAAACAAGACCCUAAUUUCUUUUAAAUCAUUGGAUCUUGAAACAAUGACGAUGAUGUCCGAUCUUUCACAAGUUUUGGUAGGGAAGAUACUCUCUAGGGUUCCGAUAACUUCUCUCAGAGCAGUGAGAUCCACUUGCAAACGAUGGAACGCUUUAUCCAAAGAUGCGGUUUUGUGUAAAGCAGAAGCCAUGCAGCCGUUUCUAGGGUUCAUGAUGAUGGAUUAUAAGCUUUGUUCAAUAAGAUUCAAUAUCCAAGGAAUCCUCAACGAAGACGGUGAAGACUUUGUGGAUGCAUCAAUAAAGGAGAUAGGUAAUUUAAUUAAUCAAGUUGAUAUAUCUAAAGUUUUUCAUUGCGAUGGGUUAUUGUUAUGCGUCACAAGGGACAACACUAGCCUCGUGGUCUGGAACCCGUAUAUGUGUCAAACCAGGUGGAUCCAACCCCGAAGCGCUUACCACAGGUUAGAUAGGUAUGCUAUCGGAUACGACAACAACCGUAACCAGAAAAUAUUGAGGUUUGUGGAUCAUCAUGGAAUAGACGGGACCCACGUUUUUGGGUACGAAAUCUAUGAGUUAAAGUCUAAUUCAUGGAGGGUUCUUGAUAUCACUCCCGGUUGGGAUAUAGAGUUUUAUCAACGUGGCGUGUCUUUGAAGGGAAACACUUACUUUUUUGCUAAAGAGAAAAUAGUGUUCGGAGAAUAUGGAGAGAUGCCAGAGCCGCCAGAUUAUUUACUUUGUUUUGAUUUUACGACGGAGAGCUUUGGACAGUAUCUUCCUCUACCGUUUGAGCAUUAUAUUGAAGAUACUGGGACUCUAUCUUAUGUUAAAGGAGAGAAACUCGCGGCGUUAUAUCAGAACAUGAGUACAUAUGAGUUGGAGAUAUGGGUUACAAGUAUGAUUGAGCCUAAUGUGGUGUCGUGGAGAAACUUGUUUAAAGUUGAUAUGAAACCACACACUGGUUUGGGUUUUCAGUUUGAGGUUGAAUCUGGGAGUUUCUUCAUCGACGAAGAGAAGAAAGUCGCCGUGGUUUUUGAUCUAGAUGAAUCUCAAAGCUACAAAACGGCUUACAUCAUUGGAGAGAAUGGAUACUUGAAAAGAGUGAAUCUUGGUGAAGCAUUUGUGAAUCUCGAGGAAUCUCCCUAUGGUUACCCACAUGUGUCCCCUUAUUAUGUUCCAAGUUUAGUGCAACUCAACCAAUCCGGCAAAAGGAAAGAACAAGCAUAUUAGUUAGGCCCUACUUUUGUUUUGUUUCUUGCAUCAUUCUCUGUUUUCUUUUCUUUGUCAUUUUUUUUUUGAACAAGAGUACUAGUUAAUUAUUAUUUGGUUUUUAUUUAUCUUACUCAUUCAACAAGUCGUAUUGAAUUUGCACCACCUUCGUGAUACUUAACAAGAGUACUAGUUAAUUAUUAUUUGGUUUCAAUUACAAAUAUUUUACAUGGCUGGAUUUGGAUAAUGAUGAAAAAGCAAGUAGUCGACUUU